Cuscuta europaea is the source of this 759-nucleotide messenger RNA. NCBI's taxonomy places the organism in Eukaryota, Viridiplantae, Streptophyta, Magnoliopsida, Solanales, Convolvulaceae. The record is from the annotation of a GenBank genome assembly.
UGAUUGUUGGCCGUUACUCUUCCUGGCUGGCAGGUCAGCCUGGCUGGCAGGCUGGACGCUUGAGCUCCCUCCUGCUGGACUGGACGGUGGGCUUCCCGCUAGGCUGGAGGAAGGCUUCUCACCGGGCUGGAGGCAGGCUCUCGGGUAGGCUGGAAGGCAGGCUCCCGGGUAGGCUGGAAGGCAGGCUCCCCGAUGGGCUGGAGGCAGGCUCCCACCUGGGCUGGACCGCGGGCUCCCAGUUGGGCUGGAUCGCAGGCUCCCAGCGGGCUGGUGGUCGGCUAGGCUGGAAGGCAGGCUCCCCGAUGGGCUGGAGGCAGGCUCCCACCUGGGCUGGACCGCGGGCUCCCAGUUGGGCUGGAUCGCAGGCUCCCAGCGGGCUGGUGGUCGGCUAGGCUGGAAGGCAGGCUCCCCACUGGGCUGGAAGGCAGGCUCCCCACUGGGCUGGACCGCAGGCUCCCAGUUGGGCUGGACCGCAGGCUCCCGGGUAGGCUGGAAGGAACGCUCCCGGGUAGGCUGGACCGUAGGCUCCCAGUUGGGCUGGACCGCAGGCUCCCAGCUGGGCUGGUGGUCGACAGGCUCCUGGCUAGGCUGGAAGGCAGGCUCCCGGGUAGGCUGGACCGCAGGCUCCCCGCUGGGCUGGUCGACAGGCUCUCUUGGGCUUCCGCUCCUUGAUUGCCCUGGUUGGUCGGGCUGACUCGAGCUCUGGGUUGCUGGGCUUGGGCCCGCUGGUCCAAGUUCGGGGCCUGGGCUGAUUAGGCU